AUGGCGCCGACGCAAAAACAGAAGUCUGGGUCUACAAACACCAACGGUCGCACAGCACCUGGCAAGAGCGACGAGGCCAGCAGAGUCCCAUCUUCACCCUCCCCCAAAGCUGCUGCUGCGGGAGUAACGGAGCGGACUCCUUCCUCCUCCACGAAGCCAGACAAGGCUGCGUUCGAGGCCGAAAAAGCCAGAAUUCAGUCAGAGAUCGAUGUAAUACAGGCUAAAGUUAAUGCUGUUCGCGCCAAAUUGUCAAAUGUACAUAAACCGGACGGUCCCAGUGAUAGGGUUACUACCCUUCGCGCAGAGCUGGAAACCAUACGAGGACAACAGUCUGGCAAUAAGAUGAGCCGAGGUAAGAUCAUGGAGCGGAUCAAGGCCUUGCAGGACAACAUACAAAAUCAGAACAAGGAAUUGCAGGCUGCCAGGGCAAAGGCGUCCUUCCGAACGGUCGCCGACGUCGACGCUCAAAUCCAGAACCUGAGAAAUCAAGUCGACUCAGGAAAGAUGAAACUCGCGGAUGAAAAGCGCGCCCUUCAAGAAAUAUCACAACUUUCACGGUCACGCAAGACUGUAGAGAGCUUCCAAAGCAAGCAGGAUGCCAUCGAAGCAGACCGUCAUGCCGUGGACGAACUGCGCAACCAACUGGACGACCCCGAGGCAAUGGCUCUGUCUAACCGUUACGAAACCAUCAAAGCGGAACUGGACGGGCUCAAGAAGGAGUCUGACGACAUCUAUGUUGGUCGCUCCAAGCUCAUCAAGGAGCGCGACGAACUUCAAGCCCAACUGAACGACCUGUACAACAAGAAGCGAGAGAUCUCACAAGAGUUCCGUGAUGCUUCGGAUCGCUUUUGGACCAAGAUACAGGAAGACCGCGCUCGUAGGCUUGAGAGAACUCGCGCCCAAAAGGCCGAAGAGGAAGCUAGACAGAAACUCGAGGUAGUAGAACGCUUGCGCGAGGAGGCAGCCUUGCCAGCUUAUCAAACGCAAAUAGAAGAUUGUCAGAUUCUCAUCGACGCCUUAUCGGGGAAGACCACCUCUACCGCAGCACUUUCUUCUGCGUCGUCAUCCGUAAAGGCUGAUCUGGCCGGAGUACCAAAACUCGAACCAAGAAAAGUCGAAGAUGUCGACCAGGGCCUGGUAGUGCGGAAGAAGAAGGGUGAGGAAGAGGCAUACUUUGUGGGGAAGCAGAAGAAAGGAAAGAAAGACAAACCGACCAAGUCUGGCAACCUCAACCUUUCAUUACCCAUGCUGAAAGCUCUACUCUCUCUCUCGAUACCUGCUCCGACUGGUCCAGACGAUGUCCCGCGUGUCAUUGAAGACAUCAAAACCAAGCAAGCGUGGUUUGUGGCCAAUCAAAAACGUGGCACAGCGGAGAACAUGGCGAAAGCAGAGAUGGAGAUACAGCGUCUCACCAGCGGGAUCAAGCUAGACACGACGCCAUCUCGUAUAGAGUCGCCACCAGAGGACCCUAAUGGAGAAGUAGAGUCGGGAACGCUAGAUAACAGCCCAGUGCUCGAAUCUACGGUGUCCACCGACGACGCAGUCUUGGAGGUUGGGGCAGAACAGUAA
Molecule: messenger RNA, 1569 nt
Organism: Pisolithus orientalis
Lineage: Eukaryota; Fungi; Basidiomycota; Agaricomycetes; Boletales; Pisolithaceae
Exons: 4
Coding region: 1-1569 (522 amino acids)
Biological process (GO): intracellular mRNA localization
Cellular component (GO): endoplasmic reticulum; ribonucleoprotein complex; nuclear outer membrane-endoplasmic reticulum membrane network
Molecular function (GO): mRNA binding
Source: RefSeq, a predicted model, not a curated record